Messenger RNA from Phyllopteryx taeniolatus (common seadragon), 2806 nucleotides. RefSeq names its product sterol O-acyltransferase 1 (gene soat1). Bases 131 to 1831 code for a protein of 566 amino acids. The transcript has 16 exons. The record is from RefSeq and is a predicted model, not a curated record. Gene Ontology annotation, cellular component: endoplasmic reticulum membrane. Gene Ontology annotation, molecular function: cholesterol O-acyltransferase activity; cholesterol binding; fatty-acyl-CoA binding. Lineage: Eukaryota; Metazoa; Chordata; Actinopteri; Syngnathiformes; Syngnathidae. Gene Ontology annotation, biological process: cholesterol metabolic process; cholesterol efflux.
GCUGGUGGCUCAUCAUCUCCUGUUGACACAGUGGAGAAGGUGUGCAGUGUCGCUCAGUUUACACAGACACCAAUUGCUGAGUGGACGCUCAGUGGAGUCGGGAGGAGUGGACUGGACUGUAAUUCUCACGAUGGAGAAUGGAGAUGACAGCAGUGUCCGGUUCCGCCACCGAACCUUUCCCAAAAAGCCCACCUCCUCUGACCCGGAUAGCCCAGUGAAUGGCGAGUGUAGCCGAGGAGGGGAACACAAUCAGUCCACUGGAGACAGUCACAUCAGCAGCAAUGGGGGAAUUGAGGUGGAGCAUAUGAUCAGCAAGAAGCUACAACUGAAAAGAAAAGCAGAGUACCUGACAAAAGACCUGAUGCGUGAGUUUAACAACCAGGUCAAUGACUUCCUGGACAGUCUUAUCGAGGAGUCGGCUAGGCUGGAGCCUGCACCCAUGCCUGCUGUCUUCUCAUCCCCUCUGUCAGACAAGGAGAGGAGCAUACUCGGGCAUUUCGCACCUCCUCAUGGCCAGGGCAAACAUUUUGUCAACCGCAGGUCCCUCCUUGACGAUCUCUUUGAGGUGAACCACAUCCAGACCAUCUACCACAUGUUUAUUGCCCUGCUCAUUCUCUUCAUCCUCAGUACACUAGUGGUUGAUUUCAUAGAUGAAGGCAGACUGGUGCUAGAUUUCGACUUGCUGGUCUACGCAUUUGGACAGUUCCCUCUUGUAGUGUGCACAUGGAUCUUUAUGUUCCUGUCUGUUUUAGUGGUUCCCUAUCCCCUGUUCAAGCUAUGGACACGGACCCAGUCUGGCUCUUUCAGUCACCACAGGCUUUACAGCUUUUUGUUUGGCUCCAUGUUCCUUCUCUACCAAUCUUUGGGCCUUGGUUUUCUACCCACAUAUCUGGUGGUAGUCAACAGUUUGCCCCCAGCCUCGUGCUUCAUUGUCAUCUUGGAACAGGUGAGACUCGUGAUGAAAGCGCACUCCUUUGUAAGAGAAAAUGUACCCAGAGUCCUGGCCUGGGCUAAAGACAAGUCCAGCCCAGGCCCAGUGGUCCCUCAUGUUUCUCAGUAUCUUUACUUUUUGUUUGCACCCACACUUAUCUACAGAGAUAGAUACCCAAGGAAUCCAAUGAUCAGAUGGGGCUAUGUGGCCACAAAGUUACUACAAGUCUUGGGCUGUCUGUUUUAUGCAUACUAUGUGUUUGUGCGGCUCUGCAUCCCUCAGUUCCGCAGCAUCAGUCUUCAGUUUUUUGACCUGAGGGCCAUGGUCCUGGGUGUCUUUAACUCCAUUCUGCCUGGAGUGUUGGUUCUUUUCCUGGGGUUCUUUGCCUUCCUCCACUGUUGGCUGAACGCAUUUGCAGAGAUGCUUCGUUUCGGUGAUAGGAUGUUCUAUAAGGAUUGGUGGAACUCAACAUCUUUUGCCAACUACUACCGUACUUGGAAUGUAGUCGUUCAUGACUGGCUGUUUCACUAUGUGUAUAGAGACUUCCUAUGGAUCUCCCAGAAGCGCUUCCGAACAGCAGCCAUGCUGUUUGUAUUUACACUGUCUGCAGUCGUCCACGAGUACAUCCUGGCAAUCUGCUUCGGCUUCUUCUAUCCAGUCCUCUUCUGCCUGUUUAUGUGCUUCGGAAUGAUGUUUAACUUCAUCCUUCACGACCAAAGGAAAGGUCCCAUCUGGAACAUAAUCAUGUGGACGUCCCUCUUCUUGGGUCACGGUCUCAUCAUCUGUUUGUACUCUCAGGAGUGGUAUGCGCAGCGCUAUUGUCCCCUGAAAGAGCCUUCCUUUCUUGAGUUACUGAAGCCUCGGUCAUGGACCUGCAAGAAAAGUAUGAUGACCAACUAAUAGGCUGUGACCCAGACAGCACCUGUGACACAUUGACCAUCUUUUCUGUUACUGUCCCAACUUUUGCUGUCUGGUGUUUAUUUUAGUUUAUUGCACUACAGUCACUACUGAUUUGUCAUAACAAUGUAUGGAAGAGAUUUGAUAAGACAAAAUGUUCUUUAGUCCCAAACAAAACUGAUGCCUUUUUUUUUUUUUGGGUGUUCAAAAUGCAUCCAGGAAGAAGUACUGCAAGCUAAUAUGAUAUUUUAUGUGUGUCCACUAUUUUACACAUCUUUCCCAAUCCGUUUGACUUGAUCUACUGUGAGGUUACGCCUUAUGGCAGUAUGAGAGUGGCAUUUGUCAUCGUGGCAGUCAUUGACACAUGCAAUAAUCGUUAAUAUUUAACAAAGCCAGCAAUUGCAUCCCUGUCGUAAAGGUCAUUUUGUUUGUUUGGCAUUCCACAUUCUGAGGUGCUUGGUUUCUUGGAUCAUUCAAACUAUAUUUGAAAAAGAAAUAUCAACUGUACAUAAUGGCAAUAUAUUGUGUAUCAACUCAAUGUAUUCUGUGUCACUCGAACUGACUUGGCCAUACAUUGAACUUUAACUAGACGAAAAUUAUGAAAUUUGAUCCUUCACGUGAGCUUUAUCUAAAUAUGUGCACUAUUUUCAGCGAUGUGGCUGCAGUCUGUCAGAAUGUUUAAACACUGGAACAAUAUUGAUUGUUAUUCAGUAGUAAGGGCUAAUUUACACAAAUGAGCCCUUUGAAUGAAAUGUUCCAUUUGGGCAAGCUCUGUUUUUUUCCUCUUGAAUUUGCUAUCAGAGUUGACAUUUUCUCAAGCACGUUUUAUGUUGCCAAUUGUAAUGGAUUUCAAUGCGAGGAGGACGUAUGUAACUAAAUGGGAGAUUCUCUAGUCAGUCUUAAAAAAAGCAAUGCAAGCCUUGUUGACCUUUAUAUGAACACAAGGUGGCACUGUAUUAAAGGUUGGUUUGGAACUUA